AUGGCGUUCUCAAGAUUCAGCAUGCGGUUACCGCUCCCAAAGACCUUUCUAGGAUGCAUCGGCCUUCAAACAGGCACCGAGGUCAUCUCCCUCAUCCUCCUCUUCAACAGGCUCACCGGCCUCUACGGUCUACUCGCCAUCCUCACGGGCUACGAGCUCUCCGUGACGCAGCUGUCAAUGUACCUCUACUCGCUGGGCGUCGUCGUCCUGCUGGCCAUGUUCAUGCCCCACAUCCGCAAGCAGAGCCCCUUUGAGACGCUCAGUCUCGCCUGGCUCUACAUCGUCGACACCGUCCUCAACGUCGCCUACACGACCUUCUUCGCCGUGAACUGGUACCUCAACAGCAGCGCCCUGGACAAGCACCCGGCAGGCAGCACCACCCCGGCCGCAGCCGGUCCCGCAGCAGCGGAGAUUGCGGAGACGGCGCUGGCUAACGGGGCGCCCGUGGUUCCCGACGUGCCCGGCACGACGAAGCACAUCGGGCCCCAGGAGUCGUGGAUGAGCUUGGGGCUGAUUUGCUCCGUCACGCUGGUGCGCGUCUACUUUGCGCUCGUCGUCAUGUCGUUUGCGCAGCAGGUGCUGCAGCGGUACAGCGCGGCGGACAUGGGCUGGGAGGAGGAAGGCCGCAGCAGCGGCGCCGGCAAGAAGGGCGGCGUCGACGGACCUUUCUCGCAGGGCGAGCCGGGCGGCGAGGGGUCCCGCGGCCGUAUCGGGCGCGUGAUGCUCGCCCUCGGUCGCGGGUACUGGCUUCGCGAGAGGCCUCAGGAGGAGUGGGCGAGCGCUGUGAGCGCCAAGUUCCGGCACACCGGAGUCUAA
Molecule: messenger RNA, 816 nt
Organism: Colletotrichum abscissum
Lineage: Eukaryota; Fungi; Ascomycota; Sordariomycetes; Glomerellales; Glomerellaceae
Exons: 2
Coding region: 1-816 (271 amino acids)
Biological process (GO): inositol phosphoceramide metabolic process
Cellular component (GO): Golgi membrane; inositol phosphoceramide synthase complex
Molecular function (GO): inositol phosphoceramide synthase regulator activity
Source: RefSeq, a predicted model, not a curated record